CAGAGAAGUGAAGUGACUUGUCCAGCUAUGAGAGAGAAAGCCAGGAUUUGAAAACAGGUGAAGAUGCUGAGGCCCAGAGAGAGGAAGUGACUUGCCUGGUGUCACACAGCAGGGUGAGGUGGAGCAGGGCCUCUAGUCCAAAACCCUCGACGGCGCUGGUGUUCGUGCUGAGACCCCAGGCUGCUUCCCAGGUCCUCUGGGACAGCGCCCACCUCCCCCCAGCAGGACCAUGGGCAGCAACAAGAGCAAGCCCAAGGAUGCCAGCCAGCGGCGCCGCAGCCUGGAGCCUGCCGAGAACGCCCAUGGAGGUGGCGGGGGUGCCUUUCCCACCUCACAGACCCCCAGCAAGCCGGCCUCCACCGAUGGCCACCGUGGCCCCAACACGGUCUUCUCCCCUGCCGCUGCUGAGCCCAAGCUCUUUGGAGGCUUCAACUCCUCAGACACGGUCACCUCCCCGCAGAGGACGGGCCCGCUGGCCGGUGGCGUGACCACCUUUGUGGCCCUCUAUGACUAUGAGUCAAGGACAGAGACUGACUUGUCCUUCAAGAAAGGGGAGCGGCUCCAGAUUGUCAACAACACGAGGAAGGUGGAUGUCAGAGAGGGAGACUGGUGGCUGGCCCACUCGCUCAGCACAGGCCAGACGGGCUACAUCCCCAGCAACUACGUGGCACCUUCAGACUCCAUCCAGGCUGAGGAGUGGUACUUUGGCAAGAUCACCAGGCGGGAGUCAGAGCGGUUACUGCUCAAUGCCGAGAAUCCAAGAGGGACCUUCCUCGUUCGAGAAAGCGAGACCACGAAAGGCGCCUACUGCCUCUCGGUGUCCGACUUCGACAACGCCAAGGGCCUCAACGUGAAGCACUACAAGAUCCGCAAACUCGACAGCGGCGGCUUCUACAUCACCUCCCGCACCCAGUUCAACAGUCUGCAGCAGCUGGUGGCCUACUACUCCAAACACGCCGAUGGCCUGUGCCACCGCCUCACCACUGUGUGCCCCACGUCCAAGCCUCAGACUCAGGGCCUGGCCAAGGAUGCCUGGGAGAUCCCCCGGGAGUCGCUGCGGCUGGAGGUCAAGCUGGGCCAGGGCUGCUUUGGAGAGGUGUGGAUGGGGACCUGGAACGGCACCACCAGGGUGGCCAUCAAAACCCUGAAGCCGGGCACAAUGUCUCCAGAGGCCUUCCUGCAGGAGGCCCAGGUCAUGAAGAAACUGAGGCAUGAGAAGCUGGUGCAGCUGUACGCGGUGGUGUCAGAGGAGCCCAUCUACAUCGUCACGGAGUACAUGAGCAAGGGGAGUUUGCUGGAUUUUCUCAAGGGGGAGACGGGCAAGUACUUGCGGCUGCCUCAGCUGGUGGACAUGGCUGCUCAGAUCGCCUCCGGCAUGGCAUACGUGGAGCGGAUGAACUACGUCCACCGGGACCUCCGAGCAGCCAACAUCCUGGUCGGCGAGAACUUGGUGUGCAAAGUGGCUGACUUUGGGCUGGCCCGACUCAUCGAAGACAAUGAGUACACAGCCCGGCAAGGCGCCAAGUUCCCCAUCAAGUGGACAGCUCCGGAAGCUGCCCUCUACGGCCGGUUCACCAUCAAGUCAGAUGUGUGGUCCUUUGGGAUCCUGCUGACGGAGCUCACCACAAAGGGGCGGGUGCCCUACCCUGGGAUGGUGAAUCGCGAGGUGCUGGACCAGGUGGAGAGGGGCUACCGGAUGCCCUGCCCGCCAGAGUGUCCCGAGUCCUUGCACGACCUCAUGUGCCAGUGCUGGCGGAAGGAGCCGGAGGAGAGGCCCACCUUCGAGUACCUGCAGGCCUUCCUGGAGGACUACUUCACGUCUACCGAACCCCAAUACCAGCCCGGAGAGAAUCUAUAGGGAGCAGGCGGCGGGCCAGGCUGGCUUCUUGGCUUGGCUGUAGGGCUGGGUGGCCCCCGACAGGGGUCUUGCCGCUCUCUGCCUGCCCACGGUGAUCCUCUCGGAGGGACGAGGCCCCUCCCUCUUUUGUGGCAUGGAUGGGCCUGGGGCCUGGGGCCGCCCACGAGGGUGGGGUCCAAGGCAAGCACAGUGACUGUGUCCUGGCUCCUGCCCCAGCCACGUCCUCCUCCCUGCAUUCCCCCCUGGGGCUCGUGUCUCAGCAGGAGGAACUGGGAAGGGGCUGAGGGCGCUCUCUCCAGCCUCGGCCUGCUCCAUGCAUCGGCUCCUGCCUGCCCUCCAGGCUGCCCCAGGUCUGUCUGCAGAGCUGCCAAAGCGCCUUUCCAAAGAGGCCUGCCUGCCAGUCUGCCCCUGGCCACCCAUUUCUGAGACACCUGUUGGUGGGGGCCACCGGGUCCAGACCCCUCUGUCGCAGCUCCCAGGCUGGAUAGCCUGAGACCGAGCUUGCGCUGAGGAUGGUGGUUGGGUGGGUACCCCCUUCAAGGACUUGAGGGACCUUCGACACCAAGUCUUGUUCCCCUGGCAGUCGUGGGCAAAUGAGCCCAGAGAGGAAUGUGACUUGUCCAAGGCCACAGAACAGUUCAGGUUGAGGUGGGAUUGGAUCUCGGUGCUCCCUCUGUCUUCCUCAGGAACCAACAAGAUUGUGCUCAGAGGCAUCAUUGACGGACAGGGCACCCAAGACUUGGGGCCUGAGGGUGGGUUAGAGAUAGCUGAGAGAGUCCCAUUGCCACUGUCUACUGGGCGGGGCUGUUGUGGCAAGAGAGAGUGGAGGGUGGUGGGGGCUGGGCUAGGAAUGAGGGGCCAGGGUGCGGGUUACGGAGACAGCUUCAUUCAUUCAUGGGUGGUCUUCAGCCUUCGGAGAUGGUCACCCAUGAGCAGGAGUGAGCGCCUUGACUCUGGUGGCAACCAAGCAGAAGGAGAGGAUCCAAGUCAUCGGGGGGCCCUGGCCCUGGCAGCAGGAAGCUACCCCAAGUUUUUCUCCCCCAAUUUGUCCUGUGCCAUUUCAAUGUUCUCCUCCUCAAGCGGGCACCCCGUGAGCUCAUGAGUAGGAAAGGGGGCGCCUAGGUCGGGAGGCGCGGCCACCAGGAUGUCCACUGCCAUGGACACGUGUGCCAGGGCGCGGUGAGACCUCGUGGGUCCCCCGCUCCGCUCUGCCUCCGUGGUCUGCGCAGCCGCCCUGCUCUGGAGCGGGCCCUGUGGCCUGGUGAGCCCGCUCGGGGCGGAAGGCGGCUGUUGUGACCCCAGCUCUGCUGUUCAAUUUCGGGGUAUGUGGUGGCUUCUCCCUGAGCCCCUGUGCUGAAAGGGACGACUGGCAGUUUCUGAGCAUCUUGCCAAGGGCCCCUUUGUGUUCGUGUGUGUGUGUGUGUGUGUGUGUCUCCAUGUGUGUCCAUAUUUAACAUGUAAAAAUGCCCCUACUCUGUCCCCAAGACACGUUGUACAUUUCACCCACAGCCCCCCAUCAUAGCAAUAACAUUCCUGCUGCCAGGGGUUCUAGAGCCAGCUGGGCCCUGCCAGCAGGGAAGGAGGCCAAGUGGUGCCUGCCUAUGAAAUUCCAGCUUUUCCUUUCACACAUGUCUGUUACCCAAGCCUGUCCCAGUCCAGUCUGGGCUUGCCUACCCCACUGUGCUCUCAGAUCCCCUCCACUUGGCAAGGCCCUUUCUGUAAGACGGCCUAAUACUGUCCUUUUUUUUUUUUUU
Messenger RNA from Condylura cristata (star-nosed mole), 3612 nucleotides. RefSeq names its product SRC proto-oncogene, non-receptor tyrosine kinase (gene SRC). Lineage: Eukaryota; Metazoa; Chordata; Mammalia; Eulipotyphla; Talpidae. The record is from RefSeq and is a predicted model, not a curated record. Gene Ontology annotation, molecular function: growth factor receptor binding; non-membrane spanning protein tyrosine kinase activity; ATP binding. The transcript has 14 exons. Gene Ontology annotation, biological process: cell adhesion; negative regulation of extrinsic apoptotic signaling pathway; epidermal growth factor receptor signaling pathway. Gene Ontology annotation, cellular component: extrinsic component of cytoplasmic side of plasma membrane. The coding region runs from base 230 to 1858 and encodes 542 amino acids.